AUGCAGUUGGUGACAUGUUUGGAUGAGCCGGAAUUGAAAUUGCCAAUCAUAUCAAUCUCCAACGGCGGGUUGCAGGCAUUAAAGGCUUCAGUCAAAAUUUUGGGCUGGAGUUUGUCUAUGUACUCAAGGGCGUCAGCGCAGAUUCAGAAUUCUAAAGAUAUGGGAACCAUCUGGCAAGGACUGCACCCAUACGCGACUUGGUCAGCACAACAAAACAAACUUUUGUUCCUCUUCUUCCUACUCAUCUCCCACCCCAUCGCUUUCCAUCACAGUUUUAUUGCCCUCUGUGGGAAAAGUUUGCAGCAAAACCCACUCCAACAACUGACUGUGAUCAUUUCUCCCAAUCUCACUUGCCAGCACAACAAUUUUGACAUCAGUUUCUCUGCAACCGUGUCCAUUGCGGAUAUGCUUUUCAAACUUGUCUCGCCUGUGGAAGAGCCGGGCACAUUCAUUCUCAUUGAAAUUUGUGGCCAGAGCCUUCUCAAGAUCAUGAGGAUGAGAGUUCAGGUCGAGGAUCACAGUGCUGCGCGUCAGCUGACACAGCUGCAACUCCGUGCACCUCAGAUCUGUGCAUAA
Messenger RNA from Paracoccidioides lutzii Pb01, 576 nucleotides. RefSeq lists its product as hypothetical. The record is from RefSeq and is a predicted model, not a curated record. The coding region runs from base 1 to 576 and encodes 191 amino acids. The transcript is spliced from 3 exons.